This is a messenger RNA of Camelina sativa (false flax), 237 nucleotides long. RefSeq lists its product as uncharacterized. The record is from RefSeq and is a predicted model, not a curated record. NCBI's taxonomy places the organism in Eukaryota, Viridiplantae, Streptophyta, Magnoliopsida, Brassicales, Brassicaceae.
AUGGGAGGUCACGGGAAAAAGAAGUCGUCAUCAUCUUUUUCGGUUAUCAAAUCAUUGUUUUUGUGUUGUUCAAAGGAUCAAGACAAUUGGAACGAAGAUAAAGUGAGCAAUGUUAGACCAAGAAUCAUGACCACCGACGAUGAUGGAUGUUCUUGGAUUGCUGAGCCUUGUAUUGAUAGGGGGGCCACAGCUUUUAUUGCUAAGUUUCACGAUAAUCCAGUACAAGAUCCUGAAUAG